Molecule: messenger RNA, 1329 nt
Organism: Zingiber officinale
Lineage: Eukaryota; Viridiplantae; Streptophyta; Magnoliopsida; Zingiberales; Zingiberaceae
Product: disease resistance protein RPS2-like
Exons: 1
Coding region: 1-1329 (442 amino acids)
Molecular function (GO): protein binding
Source: RefSeq, a predicted model, not a curated record
AUGGAUGCUGACAACAAGACACAGUUUAUACUUGGCAUACUACAUGCAGCAUCUUUAACCGUAAGGGUUCAUGAUGACUACUUCACGAUGCAUCCCAUGAUCCGGGCCAUGAUAUUGUGGGUGCAACGUGAGUGCGGGAAGAAGGAGAACAAAUGGUUGGUGCGGGAUAGGGAGCGGGUCGGAGAAGCACCGGCAGCUGAGAAAUGGCGAGAUGCAGAGAGAAUUGCACUUGAGUGGAACCAAAUAAGUGACCUUCCAGAAGCACCUCAAUGUCCUAACUUGAUUUUUCUGAAUCUUCAAGUUAACAAAUUUCUCAGGAAGAUUCCAAAUGGCUUCUUCUUGCACAUGCCUCACCUCAAAAUCCUUGAUUUGCGAGAUACUUCUAUAAAGGAGCUACCGGUAAGCAUUGGUAAUCUGAUGCAACUACACUUUCUCCAUCUAUCCGGAACUAGGAUUACUUCUCUGCCAAAGGAGAUGGCAGCAUUAGUAAAUCUCAAAUAUUUGUCAUUGGAAUCCAUGAAAUAUUUGAGAACUAUUCCUGACCGACUAAUCUCCGGUCUUCGAGAAUUGCAGUGGCUUAUCAUGGUGGACAGCUACAGUGGGUGGAGGGAAGGACACACUUUGGAAGGAGGUGUGAGUUUCGAAGAGCUGGAAAGCUUGAAGAGAUUAAAAGUCAUUGGGAUCACAGUCAGCACGCUUGUUGCUCUUCAAAACCUCUGUGACUCUCCAAGACUGGCACCAUUGACACACUGGCUCCAUGUAGAAGGGUGUCCAGAUUUGACGAUGUUCAACAUCCCAUCCAUGGAUUUUCACGCGGAAACUAUGUCCAGACUAGGUCAAAUCCAGCUUCACGCAAUGAGUGAGCUAGAAGAGGUAGUAAUUGGCAAUCGUCAGCCUAUUCUUCUACCUCUACAAGAGCUUCGACUUUCGAGUCUCCCAAAAGCAAAGCUCGUUUGGAGGCCUACAUUCCCUAAUACUCUUCUUGCACUAAAAAUUGAGGGUUGCGGGGCAAUAGAUAGAUUGAUCAAAUUGGAGGGAGAGGCAAAUGGUAGUGGGGAGACAGUUAUAACAAUCUUUCCUGAUCUCCACACAAUUGUGCUACGGCGGCUUCCAGAAUUGAAAAGUUUGAGUGGUGGGGAACGAAUAUUAAAUUUCCCAUCGUUGAAGACUAUCAAGGUGGAAGAUUGCCCCAAACUGACGAAGCUGAUGUUGGUUGCUGAUGGGCUGAAAGAGAUUGAGUGUGAGAGAUCAUGGAGGGAGCAGCUCAAUUGGGGCGAUGAACGAACCAAGUCCUUCCAACACCUCUACAAACCCAUGUAUAUAGAUUGA